UCUAGUUAUAGUGUAUUGGAAUAAAUUUUCAUUGCAAUGGUUUGGUGGAUAGAUAUAAAACAGAGCGAUGAAGACUAUCAUAUGUAUGAUAAGUUUGAUAUUCAAGAGGAUAGAAUUUUUCAAUCAGUCAACGUCAUGUUCAAUUUUGCUGAAAAACUAUUCGACGUGUACCACAUCCGUGCAUUGUUAAAAAGUGGAGUGAACAUUUUCAACAUUGAUCGAACGAUCAUUGACAGUUCGUCUUCUAUUAUGAUAAAAAAAGCUAUAUCAGAUUGUAAUGAACCUGAAAUGUAUCCUAAACCAUAUUACAGACCUGUGUGCAUAGCAGUUACAAUAUCUGUUACUAAGCCGGUGACUAUUGAAACCGAUGUUAAUUUAAUUAUUCUCAAAGAUGUGUCAAGCAAACAAGACGUGGUCGACUUUACGGCAGCAAAUAGAGAUUGGAAGCUACCAAUUUUAGUGUGGGUUUCAAAGUAUUGCGGUGAACUAAAUAUGAUUGAAUUAAUACAUAUUGCCCAUGGAAUUGUAUUGGAUCACUCAUCAAUGAAUAAUGAAGAUGCACAUAAUGUAAUACAGCUUUGUAAAAAGCAAAGAAAAUCAAUAUUCUGGCUCAAACCUGAAAUAUGGGAAGAUACUAGUAAUAUUAAAGGAAGCAAAAGGAAACUUUUUGUGAUAGCGUCUCAAAUAGUCCAAAAUGGUGUAGAUGGAAUAGUCGUUAAUGGAUCAGAAACUAACAUUCAACUUCAAACCGAUAUUAUAAGGAAUGUAGUAGAGGCCAUGCGACUGGCUGAAGAUAAUCGAGAUUCAAAAGCUGAAUUUGGAAAACUACGAAAACAGAUAACAACUCCUCAAAUUGCCCCAAUAACGGUAGCAAUCGCUGCGUCACACACGGCUUUGAAUAGUAGAGCAUCAGCUAUUAUUAUUCUAACAUCUACUGGGAAGACGGCUCGGCUGGUCUCAUGGGCCGCACCACCAUGCCACAUCGUCGCAGUCACUACUAAAGAAACUGCUGCAGUACAAAUGCACCUGUACAGAAAAGUCAUACCCGUUGUUUAUAAAGGCUCUCGAGUUGGAAACUGGCGGGAGGAGUGCCGAAAGAGGGUACUUUUUGGCACCGAGCUCGCGGCAAAGACUGGCCUGUUCGGUGACGGUGCCAAAUUAGUGGUGAUGGCGCCCUCUGGAGAAGGAGUCGGGUACUGCGACGGCUUCCAAAUGGUUACUGUGCCGUUUAGAUGUGACGUGUAAGCGGUUGACGUAAUUUUAAGUUCCUCACCAAUGAAGUUGAACAGUGUUUUGUUUUGUGGAAUUAUUUUCUUACUAAACGUUCACAGUCUUUUGUUUUGUAGAAUUCCGUUUCUAACUUUAUCUUUUCAAUAUUACCAUACACUCUAUGUCUAUGAUGUAACAGUAGAUAAACGAGUAGAAUACUUUACGAUAAAGCAAUCUAGAUAGGAAUUAAAAGUCUCUUUUAACCACUUCACGUUAUUUUACUA
Ostrinia furnacalis (Asian corn borer) is the source of this 1493-nucleotide messenger RNA. Its product is annotated as pyruvate kinase 2-like. The transcript has 8 exons. Gene Ontology annotation, molecular function: magnesium ion binding; potassium ion binding; pyruvate kinase activity. Bases 37 to 1245 code for a protein of 402 amino acids. NCBI's taxonomy places the organism in Eukaryota, Metazoa, Arthropoda, Insecta, Lepidoptera, Crambidae. The record is from RefSeq and is a predicted model, not a curated record. Gene Ontology annotation, biological process: glycolytic process.